Messenger RNA from Gaeumannomyces tritici R3-111a-1, 3665 nucleotides. RefSeq lists its product as hypothetical. NCBI's taxonomy places the organism in Eukaryota, Fungi, Ascomycota, Sordariomycetes, Magnaporthales, Magnaporthaceae. The transcript has a single exon. Bases 311 to 3328 code for a protein of 1005 amino acids. The record is from RefSeq and is a predicted model, not a curated record. Gene Ontology annotation, biological process: protein folding in endoplasmic reticulum. Gene Ontology annotation, cellular component: cytoplasm; membrane.
AGCUGGCAACAUUUUAGCAGCAACUCCAUCCACUCCACUGCGCCCAACACGCAUCACCACAGCAGCGGCCCGGGCAAUUGACUUGGUUAAAAGGCUCAUUAAAGGGCUCAUUAAAAGACUCAUCAAGGGCCGUUUGCCUUUCUCUGCUCUGCCGUCCUACAGUGUAUCUAGCCCCGUUGUUUUUGGCUCGUCGUCCCCGUCGCCAACGUCCCGCCUCCUCGUCGUGCGCUCCCCACGGUUGGCUAUGGACCAACCACCACCCGCCGCACCACCCCGCUGAAGCCACCAGGGCCUGUGCUGGGCACCCACGAUGCAGCUGCAGGCCACAGGCCGCACUCUGCUCUACCUGACCGCCGCAUGGGGCCUGCUGCCCCAGCCAUGCCUCGCCCGCGACGCCGCGUCGUGUGAGGCGAGGACCGUCAACUACAUCACACACUCCCUGCCCCAGCAGUGCCUGCGUACCGCCUGGUCUGCCACCGCGGCCACGCCCCUCCCCGCCGCAGGCGCCCCGUCGUCGCUACCUGCACCCGGUUCCGACGCCGCUGCCGCUGCCGCUGCCGCUGCCGCCGACGAGAGCCCGGACGAUGCCCGCCUCCACGAGAAGAGGCGGCGCGACGAGGCCGCUGCCGACUCGCAGGACCUGGCCACCAGCUCCUUCAUGUCCUUUGAGGAGUGGAAGGAGCUGCAGCUGAAGAAGACAGGGCAGGACCCCGCCGAUUUCAAGGGGCGCAAGCACCACGAACGCGACCGAGACGAUUACGCGUCUUCGCGCAACGACUUUGACAGCAUCGGCGACGAUGGCGAAAUCAACCUCGACUUUGUCGCCCUCUCAGAAAAGGUCUCGGAGAUCACGGUCUCGGGUGGCCGCAGCGAUGGCUCGUCGGUCGCCAGCCACGACCAGCAACUGCAGACAGCGCGCGACGCCAACGAGGACCUCAUUAUGCACGACGGGUACAAACGCAGCAAGGACGCCGGCAAGACGUGCAAGGAGCGCUUUUCGUUCGCCUCGUUCGACGCCGGCGCCGCCGUGCUCAAGACGGGCCCGCGCACAAAGAACGCAAAGGCCAUCCUGGUCGAGAACAAGGACUCGUACAUGCUGCUCGAGUGCUCGCAGAAGAACAAGUUCGUUAUCAUCGAGCUGAGCGACGAUAUCCAAGUCGACACGGUCGUCCUGGCAAACUUUGAGUUCUUCUCAAGCAUGGUCCGCACCUUUCGCGUCAGCGUCAGCGGCCUCUACCCCGUCAAGCUCGGGGGGUGGACGGACCUGGGCACCUUCGAGGCCCGGAACCAGCGCGACAUUCAGGCCUUCCUGGUCGAGCACCCGCAGAUCUUCGCAAAGUACAUCCGCAUCGAGUUCUUGACCCACUACGGCAGCGAGUACUACUGCCCCAUCUCACUCGUGCGCGUUCACGGCACUCGCAUGAUCGACUCAUGGAAGGAGGCCCAGGGCGGCCGCGACGACGACGACGAGGCCGGCAUCGACUCGGUGCCCCAUAACCAGCCCGAUUCGGCAGAGCCCGCAACGUUACCGCAGCAGCCGCAAGAGGCGGUGUCGCCUACAUGGGAGCAAGAGCCGCAGCCGCCGAGUCCGCGCCGGUCUGUCGCCGACGCCGCCAAAGCGACCACUACAGCCGUCACCACCGCGGUGGGACUCUCGCCCUGGCGCCCUGUCUUUUAUGAGUUCACUCGCCUGGACGUUUGUGAGGUGCCAACGCAAACGGUGGGUCAGAACAUGGCUGCCGACGGGCAACGGCCACGCCUGGCAUCAUCCCAUCUUGAUCACCUCUCCGAUGCAGCAUCUAUCAGCGACCACGACCAUCCAGGCAUAUCCCCUCUUUCCUUGCCAGCAUCCACCGCAGCCGACUCGCUCUUUAAGGAGCAUUAUUCGCCACCGGCGAAUGCAUCGCUUGCCGACCCUGCCGCAUCUUCCUACCCGGACCCGGCAUCCUCAUCGUCGCAACUUCACUCUUCAUCGUCGUCAUCACCGUCACAGAGGCCAAGAGACGCCCCACAAUCGGGCUCGGCCCCUCACCGCGCCCGCCCCGAGUCUCCGCAUUCGGGCCAGCCCAAAGCCCCAACCUCAGUGUCCAAACCGUCGUCGCAGGUGACCAACAGGGCCUCGGCGCCGGCGAAGGCCUCGGGCGCGGUACCGUCGUCGUCUAGGAACCGGACCGGCACCAACACAGGUGCCGCCGCUGCGCCAUCUCCGACCGUUCAGGAGAGCUUCUUUAAGACAGUGGCCAAGCGGCUGCAGCUGCUCGAGUCCAACACCUCGCUAUCGCUACAGUACAUCGAGGACCAGUCCCGGUUUCUGCAGGAGGCCCUCAUCAAGAUGGAGCGCAAGCAGAUCUCGCGUGUCGACGCCUUCCUCGACGGUCUCAACCGCACCGUCCUGGCCGAACUGCGCAGCGUCCGCCAGCAGUACGACCAGAUCUGGCAGAGCACCGUCAUCGCCCUCGAGUCCCAGCGCGACCAGUCCCAGCGUGAGAUAGUCGCGUUGAGCUCCCGCCUCAAUCUUCUGGCCGACGAGGUAGUCUUCCAGAAGCGCAUGGCCAUCCUGCAGUCCCUCCUCCUGCUGGCCUGUCUCGGCCUCAUAGUCUUUUCCCGCGGUUUCGGCGGGCCCGGCGCCUCCACGUCCUCCAACAUCGUCGCCUCGUCCGCCUACCGCCCAUGGACAGCCUGGCCCUCGUCCCCGCCGCCGUCGGCCGGCAUCCCAGGCAUGACCCCCAUGCGCGAGGGCGCAGACGACUCACCGCUGCCAUCGCCAUCGCCCUCGCCGCCGAGGCGCGGGAGCACUCCGGGGCGGUACGAUCCUAGCACCCCGCGCGGGCCACGUGGCACUCCCGCCCACAUCCGCCUCCACAGCAUCGCCUACUCAGACAAGACACUGCCCCUGACGCCCACGUCCGAGUACGGCGAUGACGACGGCCGUCGCGGCAAUGCCACCCCCUCCAUCCACGUUGUCGACGAGAGCGGUGCCAGCAGUUUCUUUGAAGACGCGUCCAGCUUCGAGCUGCUACACAAGUCGGACGGCGACAGGGACGGAGACACGUCAACCGAAUCACUUUACAGCAGCGACGGCAUCGUGCCCGCCACUGAGGUCCAGCCUGGGAUUGAAGUCAAAGAGAGGACGCCUCCGCCAGAGGAGGAGGUCGUCGUUCCUGGCAGCCAGGAAGGCGAGGCUGUUGCAGUGGGUCAAGAGCCGACCCCUGACGCAUCCGGCGACGACGAAGAAUCAGGCCCGCCCCUGACGCGGACCGGCAUGGCUCAGUUUGGGGAUGCGCGCAAGCCGUUGCCUGCUCUGCCUGAGGACCCCGACCCGAGCUGAAGGGGUACGAGGCGGGGGGAGGGCUCAUUCCUCCCUUGAACUACCUAGGUAUACCCUAGACGACUCAUGAUUCUGUUUUCGCUGCCUUGUUUCUGCACGCACCGUAUACCCAUAGCGGGGGUCUUUGAGGAAGGCAUUUUGUAACAAAACAACUUUGCCCUAUUGGCUAUCAAACUGCUGUACCUAUAGUUUCAUUCUCGAAAAUCUCAGGGAGCACGGGCCUCCUAGUAUCAACCCAAGACUAGAUGUUUUCUGGCCUGAGCUUUUUGCGCGCCUCAUCUACCUGUAGUGAUCAUUAUCAUAUAAUAUCGUCAUCGAAAGCAGCGUGAUCCAACCA